This is a messenger RNA of Paramecium pentaurelia, 230 nucleotides long. The record is from the annotation of a GenBank genome assembly. Lineage: Eukaryota; Ciliophora; Oligohymenophorea; Peniculida; Parameciidae.
CAUUCUUUAUAAGUAAUAGUUGAUGCUAGUAGCUGGUAAUUCUAUAGUUCUGGAGUAUUAUCUGUUUGUAGUUCUAUAUAUAAAAAAGCAAAUUACUUUUCAUUAGGUUAUUGGUUAAGAUGGAUUUGAUAAUUGGAGAGUUCAAGCAUCUUUUGGAAUAUCUUGGGGAGAAUUUGGAACUAGUAGAAUAGCAUCAGGAAAUACUUGUGGUCUACAAUUUUUUUUGUGAG